UUGGCAUGUUAGAGGGUGAAGCUGAACUCACUUGAUUAAAUCUGACAGGCAGCCAUCCAUCAGCGUCUCUGGAUAACAGCUCAACCAACUGUACAAGGGAACAAUCCAAAAACAACUUUUCUCCAUCAAGAUGUCAAACUCGGGAGGUCGGAGACUGAAGCAGUGGCUGGUGGAGCAGAUCCAGAGCGGGCAGUACUCCGGACUGCAGUGGGAGGAUGAAAGCCGCACUAUGUUCCGAAUUCCAUGGAAACACGCAGGGAAACAGGAUUACAACCAAGAAGUAGACGCGUCCAUUUUUAAGGCCUGGGCUUUGUUUAAAGGCAAGUUUAAGGAGGGGGACAAGGCUGAGCCUGCAACAUGGAAGACCAGACUCCGCUGUGCCCUGAAUAAAAGCCCUGACUUUGAGGAGGUGACAGAAAGGUCACAGCUGGACAUCUCUGAGCCCUACAAAGUCUAUCGCAUUGUACCCGAGGAAGAGCAGAAGAAUGGCAAAAGCUCAGUGAUGACCAUGACAGCUAUCAGCUCUGGUGAUAUCACUGACAUGGACUGCAGCCCUGCAGAGAUAGAGGAGCUCAUUAAAGAGGAGGAAGGCUGUAGUAUACAGGCCAGUCCAGAGUAUUGGUCCCAGGGCAGCAUCAAUGCUUUCCCUCAUCAGGACCCUUUGCCAUCAAGCAAUCUCAGCUCAGCUUUCUCCCAGAUGAUGAUCAGUUUCUACUAUGGAGGAAAAUUGAUGCACACCACACCUGUAACUCAUCCUGAAGGCUGCCGGAUCUCCCCACAACAGCACCUGGGUCGUGGAGCGCUAUACAGUUCAGACAGCUUGCAGAAUGUUCAUUUCCCUCCUGCUGAGCUCAUCGAAUACGACCGCCAGCGCCAUGUCACACGCAAGCUCCUGGGCCACCUGGAGAGAGGUGUACUGGUCCGUGCCAACCAAGAGGGCAUCUUCAUCAAAAGGCUGUGCCAGAGUCGGGUCUUCUGGAGCGGGCUGGGAGAAGGGGGCUCACAAUACAGCCCCAUGCCUUCUAAACUUGAGAGGGAUGCUGUAGUCAAGAUUUUUGACACAGGAAAGUUUCUUCAAGCUCUACAGAUGUACCAGGAGGGUCAGUUUCCUGCUCCUGAUCCGGCAGUGACUCUGUGUUUCGGUGAGGAGCUGCAUGAUCUGAGCAAUGCCAAGAGCAAACUGAUCAUUGUGCAGAUCACUAUGGUGAACUGCCAGCACCUGCUGGAGGCAGUGAACAUGCGUCGCUCCCAGCCUUACUGCACCAACCCGAACCUGGAGAUGUCUGAUAAUGUGGCCAGUGACCAGAUGGCCCGCAUCUACCAGGACCUGUGCAGCUACAGCGGCCCGCAGAGGCCAGCCUGCUACAGGGACAACAUGCCCAUCACCGCCUGAAAUGGGAGCAGCAACAUACCUGCCAGGAGCUCUUCAGCAUGGACCACACUGAAUGUACAACAUAUUACAGACAUUUCUUAUUUUCCUAACAUACAAGGUAUUUCAGGUAAAUGCCAGUAUUACAAGUAGUUUUGACUUUUUAAGUUUAUACCAAAUCACAGUGGAGACAUAAAUAUAAGGAGUAAAGCUCUUACAGUAAAACUUUUGAAAUGCAGCUCAAUAUUAGGAUGUCCCAAAUAUUUUGUAUAUCAGUAAUUUCUGUUGUUGUACAGCGCUAAUACAAACUCUAUGUCUAGCUUCUGCUUUUUUAGUAUAAGAGAGUGUUUUCAUCCAGCUCAAGAGAAUAAGUGUUAUAUUUUCAUGUUACACACAUCUCAAGAACAUAUUUUAUAAAUAUAUAUAUAUAUAAAAUGUUAUAAUAGUUUUGAUACAUACAAUGAUUUCCGUAGUUUUGAUGUAUAGAAUUUAAUUCUCAAAGCUGAAUUCACUUUUUUGUUUUUGCCAUUAAGAUGGUAAUGGAUGGAGGAGAUGGAUUUUGUUUUGAUAAUUUUCUAUUUUCUUUACAGUAAAUGAAAAAUCUUUUUAUGACUUGAUAAAAAAUUGCAUGCUAUUUUAAAUGCAAUGUUGCAUUAUAUUACAGAUAGGUUUUACUAUCAGAUUGGUUUUUUUUAAACUGCAUUUCUAGUAAAACUAAGUUUGUUCUAAAC
Molecule: messenger RNA, 2100 nt
Organism: Anarrhichthys ocellatus (wolf-eel)
Lineage: Eukaryota; Metazoa; Chordata; Actinopteri; Perciformes; Anarhichadidae
Gene: irf8
Product: interferon regulatory factor 8
Exons: 9
Coding region: 131-1393 (420 amino acids)
Biological process (GO): regulation of transcription by RNA polymerase II; immune system process
Cellular component (GO): nucleus
Molecular function (GO): DNA-binding transcription factor activity, RNA polymerase II-specific; RNA polymerase II cis-regulatory region sequence-specific DNA binding; protein binding
Source: RefSeq, a predicted model, not a curated record